This is a messenger RNA of Anarrhichthys ocellatus (wolf-eel), 4590 nucleotides long. RefSeq names its product myoneurin (gene mynn). The record is from RefSeq and is a predicted model, not a curated record. Gene Ontology annotation, molecular function: DNA-binding transcription factor activity, RNA polymerase II-specific; protein binding. Gene Ontology annotation, cellular component: nucleus. The coding region runs from base 419 to 2632 and encodes 737 amino acids. Gene Ontology annotation, biological process: regulation of transcription by RNA polymerase II. The transcript is spliced from 9 exons. NCBI's taxonomy places the organism in Eukaryota, Metazoa, Chordata, Actinopteri, Perciformes, Anarhichadidae.
UUUCCUGCUUUUAUUUACUUUGUGCUGGAUUAAAUAAUAAGUACAUUAGCACGUGCGAUGUAUUAUAAUCAACGAUGACGUUUUGGCACGACUCGUGGUGUGAAAUAAGCCGAAUUCUGACAUUUUGUGUCGACAUUUUGUGUCGCCGGUUACAAACCGUCGAACCUUCGAAAUAAGAGCACAAUGUUUUUUUUCCGCGCUUUUCGCCACUACAAAAAAAACAUAGUUAGCUUCGUACAUUUCACCCACGCUGGUUUAACAGUGAAGCGCUAUAAUCGCCCCUCACGUGGCUGGCACAGUACACGAAGUAUUCACCUACCUACGUGUAUCGACAGACCACCAUUACGAAGAAAGCUACACAUUUAGGAGUAACAGAAAGAGGAGGCGGUGAAGCAGACACACUACUGAGACAGCAGAAAUGACUCAGGUCACCAAUCACGGGAAGCUGCUGCUGCAGCGCUUACAUCAGCAGCGGGAGAUGGACUUCCUGUGCGAUAUAACCAUCAUGGUGCGAGACGUGGAGUUCAGAGCCCACCGCAACAUCCUGGCUGCGUUCAGCAAGUACUUCUCCACCCAGGCGGAAAAGGGUCAGGAGGUCACCACGCUGGACCCCGAGAAGGUCAGCCGCUACGCUCUGGAGAAGCUGUUGGAGUUCAUCUACACCGGACAGAUGAACCUCAGCAGCACCAGACAAGCAGCUGUGCGUCGAGCUGCCGUGUUCCUGGGAAUAUCGGAGGCCACAAAGUAUCUGGUGGAGACCCCCCACUGGGCCGAGCUCAGCGAAACGUCCCAGUCGGAGAUGGAUAAAGAAGCCGGUCUCUCUCCUCCCAGUCCGGCCUCUCCCGGCAGCCCUUCCUCACCGGUCCCCCUGUCCAUCGUCUCCAUCGCGGGGGAGAGUCAGGAGGAGGGGGGGGCGGCGGCGGCGGCCGGCGGGGGAGAGCAGGGCGAGGAGGCGGGCUUUGUGGAUGUGGAAGAGGGAGAGAAGAGCGACGACGAGUACACCCCCGUCACGCCGAAGAGCGCUGGAAGAGGAGCAGGAAGGAAGAGAGGCAGGCCGAAGAGAUUUAGCGGCGAGAAGGUGGAGCCGGGCAGCUCGGCCGACGGCACACCCAAAACCCAGGGCUACAGGGGGAGGGGGAGGGGGAGAGGCCGAGGGAGGGGGAGGGGGAGGGGAAGAGGGAGAGGGAGAGGUGGUAUUAAAACAGAGGAUCUGUUUUUGGAGGAUUCUGACGGGAGCGUGAAGGAUUUCGGGGAUUUCUCCGAAGACUGGAGCCCCUCUCGGGAGGACGACGACGACGACUUCCUGGCGAAGAAGCCCCGGCUGAGCGGCGGGAGGGGGCGUGGCCGCGGGAGGGGGCGGGGCAGAGGGCGGGGUAGGAGGAAGCUGGCGGCGGAGGAGGAGGAGGAGGGAGAGGAAGGGGAGAGCGGCGGGGCGGGGUCGGACGAUGACAUGUUGGGAAUGAUGAUGGGGGAGGAUGACGAGGACGACGAGGACUUGGACAUCGGGGAACGCGAUCCGUCGGAGAUGGACGAGCUGUCGCUGUCGUGCACUGAGUGCAACAAGCUGUUCAAAGACGUGAGCAGCCUGCGGCGACACGAGAAGAUCCACAAGGGCCUGAAGCCCUUCGUCUGCAUCUUCUGCUCCAAAAACUUCCGGCAAGCCACCCAGCUGAAGACUCACCUGCGCAUCCACACAGGCGAGAAGCCGUUCAACUGCUCCGAGUGCGACAAGUGUUUCGCUCAGAAGUGUCAGCUGGUCGCUCACCGCCGGAUGCACCACGGAGAGGAGAAGCCGUACACCUGCGAGCGCUGUGGCUUCAAGUUCGCUACCUCAUCCAACUACAAGAUACACAUCAGACUGCACAGCGGGGAGAAACCCUACGUGUGUGAUAUCUGCGGCCAGGCGUUCGCUCAGUCCAGCACACUGACGUAUCACAAGCGGCGUCACACGGGAGAGAAACCGUACCAGUGCGACCUGUGCGGCAUGUCGUUCUCUGUCUCCUCGUCGCUCAUCGCACACGCUCGAAAACACACCGGUGAGACUCCGUACAAAUGUUCGCAGUGUGAAGGAAGUUUUGUGACGUCUUCUGAACUGAAGAAACACAUGAGGCGACUUCACCCAGAGGGGAACAACGGAGUGCAGUGUCUGCUGUGUGGAAACCGCUUCGCCAGCGUGAAGAACAUGAUCAAACACCAGGAGAAGGCUCACGCUGACGAAGUGCGGCAACACAAGGAGAGAGCCAGAGCAGUCGUCCUUUUGGCCUCCAGUCAUCCCGUGGCUUUCGUCCAGAAUAAACUCACCCAGGAAAACAAAAGCAUGGCUUCCAUCCCGGAAGGCGGAGAGCCGCCGAACCCCGAACCGACCACCCCCAACCCCAAAGCCCCGCCUCCGUCUGCAGCCGCCACUGCCGCCGUCAUUCAGGACUUCAAGGCGGAGCCCACUCACACCGCCAUCGCCGCCGCCGCCGACCAGGUGACCUACGAAGCCGACCAGGAGCAGACCAUCAACUCGGACACGCUGCACGCUCUGGUGGAGCAGCUGCGGCCGCCGCCGUCUCCGGCACAGAGCCUGGAGCAGAUCGUCAUCAUCAGGACGGUGGACAACGGCGAGCACAACGCUCCUCCGCAGUGAGUCACAGCUAACGGACGGUCGGUCUCCUGCACGUCAAAGUUAACUUUUCAUACUUUCAUCUGUUAUUUUUCCGCUGAUAAUGAAGCUUCACUUUCCACGUUGAUGGAUGUGAACAAACCUUACUCAUGAAGGAGAAAACGAAGGUGAAACGGGGAAAUUAUCGACCAAAUUCUCCGUCGUGAAACGUCCGUCAUCGACUUCCCAUUCCACCUUUUGACCCGUCUCACUUGCCGUAGUUGCAGUGAGGGAUAAUUACCAACAUUUCAGGUUUCUCCUCCAAAUACAUGAGCUACAGGUUUGUUUACAGCCGGUCUGAGUGAGUUUAAUGUCGUUAUUACUCGCAGAAACUACAAACAGGACUUUGAGUUGUAGUUGUUGCUGAACCUUUUCACACAAAGCAUUUUGAGUUGUUGCUCCCAAACAGAGAGCAGGAUGGUCACUGAACAGACUGAGCCCUGUUCAUGUAGUUCCUGGUCCCUCAAAGUGCUUUCCGACGGCCCAGGAACUAUCGGGGUGGAGUUUGUUGUCGGAUGUGGAGUCGGCUACUUCCUGUGUGCAGAAUUCACUCUCAAGCAGCUUCCAUUUAAACACCACAGUCGACAGUAUUUAGACAACAGGGACACUUUGUAAUCCCUUUAUUGGUGUACUUUACUAAAUGUACAUGGGGGGGGGGGGGCGGGGGGGCACUGAUCCUGAUGAGAGGAUCUGUGAGGUGAGACAGAUUUAAUACAGAUUCUUCUCAAUGUUUCAAACGUCAGUUCAGUCGUUUGUGUCGAGCCACAGAUCUUCUUUUUUUUUUUUUUGUCAUUUUUCUACAGAAACCUUGUUUUUCCACUAAGAGGCAGAUUUUAAAGAUGCAGAUAAAUGAGCACUGCUCUGACUUCAGCUGAUACGUUCUUCAGGAAUCAGACUGUAUCGGGGAGAGAAAGUGUGAAUCGGUGCGUCGCUUUAAGUGAGUUUAGUUUACAGAAGGAGACGUUUAGAAAGUCUAAACACCGCUCCUCCUCCUCUGUCUUCUGAACUGGAGUCGCUCUGAGCACCACAUGCAUCUAAAGGAUGUAACGUGAAACUUGGCUCUCUGCUCUGGUUUCUCCUCUCACGGCUUCUGGUUUUCAGACUUCGCCGGCUACUUAAACUCCAAACACCCGAGACUAACGGCCACCGUCUGUGACGUUGACGUGCAGCUCUGAUUGGAUGGAUUAUCUAAUAUCAAUGAACGAGCAUCAGAUGAACACGUCUCUCGUUGGUUUCGUAGAUGACGAGCUAUGAUUCUAUUUGUCAUAAAGUGACACGUGAUGGUUUUAUUAUCAAUGUGAUCAUCACUCUGUUCGUUCAGUCUUGUUUAGUUUGUUUUUGUUUUAGCAGAAGACUUUGAAAUCUGCGUUUUAUUUCUCUCAACUGUUUUCUUUCUUUCUUUCUUUCUUUCUUUUUUAAUUUUGGAUAAACUCGUCUACAUUACUUGUACAGAAAUGUGAAUCACACAAACAAGUUUAAAAACUACAACAGGAGAAUAAAAGUAACACAGGAAGCGUGUUUGUCUCUGACUGUGGAGGAAUAAAUGAUUCUUGAUGAUACUUGUUAUUUGAUGUCUUUGUGUUCAGAAACAUUUCUGUUUAAAACAUAUAAAAUGAAGCUGCUCAGAAUUAAAUACAGAUGUUAUAAUUCAAUGAUGGAAGGAUUUAUAUAAUAGUGAUAACUUCCCCCAAAACAUCGAUCACAUACCUGCUUUACCUUCUGGGCUGAACUACUUCAUUAAGAAAAUAAAAGCAGAGCAGCUGAUGAGAAAGAUAUUCAUUUCCUAACCAGCAUCAGUAAAAGAAGAUGUUCCAGAUGUUUCUACAUGUUAACAAUCAAUAAUCAAGUACAAACAACAUCACAACAAAAGAACGUGUACUACAUUCAAACUAAUAUAAAUAUAUAUUCAUAUUAUAUUCUUAUAGAUAUAUUCACUACACAAC